This is a messenger RNA of Physeter macrocephalus (sperm whale), 791 nucleotides long. RefSeq names its product beta-ureidopropionase 1 (gene UPB1). Lineage: Eukaryota; Metazoa; Chordata; Mammalia; Artiodactyla; Physeteridae. The record is from RefSeq and is a predicted model, not a curated record. Gene Ontology annotation, molecular function: beta-ureidopropionase activity. The transcript has 7 exons. The annotation marks the transcript as partial.
CUAUGCCCUUUGCUUUCUGUACGAGAGAGAAGCUUCCAUGGACGGAAUUUGCCGAGUCAGCGGAGGACGGGCCCACCACCAAGUUCUGUCAAGAGCUGGCGAGGAAGCAUGACAUGGUGGUGGUGUCCCCCAUCCUGGAGCGAGACAUGGAGCAUGGGGACAUCUUGUGGAACACAGCCGUGGUGAUCUCCAACUCUGGAGCCGUCCUGGGCAAGACGAGGAAAAACCACAUCCCCAGAGUGGGCGACUUCAAUGAGUCCACAUACUACAUGGAGGGAAAUCUGGGCCACCCUGUGUUCCAGACUCAGUUCGGGAGGAUCGCCGUGAACAUUUGCUACGGGCGGCAUCACCCCCUCAACUGGCUCAUGUAUAGCAUCAACGGUGCUGAGGUCAUCUUCAACCCCUCGGCCACUAUCGGAGCGCUCAGUGAGUCCCUGUGGCCAAUCGAGGCCAGAAACGCAGCCAUCGCCAAUCACUGCUUCACCUGCGCCAUCAACCGGGUAGGCGAGGAGUUCUUUCCGAAUGAGUUCACCUCUGGGGAUGGCAAGAAAGCUCACCGGGACUUCGGCUACUUUUAUGGCUCAAGCUACGUGGCGGCCCCUGAUGGCAGCCGCACCCCCGGGCUCUCCCGCAACCGGGAUGGGCUGCUGGUCACUGAGCUCGACCUCAACCUCUGCCGGCAGGUGAAUGACAUCUGGGGCUUCAAGAUGACAGGCAGAUACGAGAUGUACGCACGGGAGCUUGCUGAAGCUGUCCAACCCAACUACAGCCCCAAGAUUGUGAAAGAGUAG